This is a messenger RNA of Centropristis striata (black sea bass), 2211 nucleotides long. RefSeq names its product coiled-coil domain-containing protein 42-like. NCBI's taxonomy places the organism in Eukaryota, Metazoa, Chordata, Actinopteri, Perciformes, Serranidae. Bases 539 to 1447 code for a protein of 302 amino acids. The transcript has 8 exons. The record is from RefSeq and is a predicted model, not a curated record.
UUCCCUAAAUAUCUAAAAGUAUUCAUAUUCUCUUCAUGUCAUAUUAUGCUCCUUCCAGUGCUGUUGUUUUUAGGUUAGAGUUUUUAUCCAAUCAGAAUUCAGCUAUCUUAUGUUGCCAGGCUGUAUGAAAUCUGCCCGGGCCUUCAGAAUCAACAAUGCGGGCGUCUGUGCACUGUAAGUGAACGGGCAAAUACAGUUGAUAGAUAGUUGCGAUAGCCAAUCAGAUCACGAGUUGUGUCAGUAAGGCCCUCUAGCUCAUGCUCUAGCUGGCCUCACGUUGAACGUGACAUUUACGCGUCCUGUGAUUGGAUAUCGAUACUUACUAGUUUGAGCCACGGCAGUGCUAUGCAGAUCAACAGAGUCACACCCGGCCGGGACUGUUAACGACGUUUUGAGUUUUGUGUUGCCAUAGAAACCAUAGAGGUGGAGAAAAAAGCCGACUGCGGGAGGAAGAGUGAAACUUGGAAGAUAUCAGCAGGAUAGGAGACGGAAACUCGAAGAUUUCGUUAGUGAGAGCCUUCAGAGACAACAGGCAGAGAUGAAUCGGGACUCAAAGAGGCUGCCUGCGGGGACCAGCCCGCUGCAGACAGGACAUGACACGAGCUUUGCCCUCUUGGAUCUGCAGCAGAAACGCAGAGAAGCAGAUUUGCUGGACGAAAAGCUCAAGGAGCGCAAACAGAAAUUGGAGAACUUACAGCAGUGUGCAGAUGAGUUGGAGGAAGAGAUAAAGAAAGUAAAGGAGUUCAGUUGUGAUACGUUGCUGAAGACUCAGGCUGCAGAUGAAGCUGCUGAUAGAGCAGAGAGGGAGAGGAAAGAGGAGAUUCGGGUGCAGGAGGAUCUGGAGAGGUUAAAGGUGGAGUGUGCCACAUUGAGGGAGACAAAUGAGGAGCUGAAGAGUCAGGUGGACAGACUCGCUAUGUCUAAGAAAUUCCUGGAACAAGUGGUCAAAAUGACAAAGUUUGAUGAUAUAGAGGCACUCACGGCUCAUUGUGAGAAUCUUCUCCACUUUCGAGACCAACUGUAUCGGAGGGAGAGUGAGGCGCUGGAGCAGGUCGACCAGGAGAGAAAAGCACUGCUGACACUGGAAGACAAGCAUCACUUCCUGCGGCUGCACAAGAACAACCAGCUGUCCAAGCUUCAGACCGAGCUGGAGGAGACACGCUCCGAAGCUCACACAUGGGAGAGAAAGUGGAACCACAUUCAGGAAACGGCAGCAAAGAAGACACUCCGACUGGGACAGAUCAAGAUAGCCACUCUCAACCUCUUUGAAAUGAUAGAUGAUAAGGUAAAAGAUGAGGAAGCUGUGGAUAUAAACGACACGGAGAAACAGCUGGACCAGCUCAAGAUGUUCUUCCAGGACCAUCAGGACAUGGUGAAUAAACAUCAAACUCCCUCACAGAGACAUGAUGGACAGAAAAAAGACAAGCGUGUUGUAAAAAAAACAUAGUUAUAAAUGCCUUAAACAUACCUUUCCCUGCUGCUUUAAAACUGAACAAGUAUUGAAUAAACUCUGCAAUUUAAAUGAACCAUGAACUUGAAGACAGUAACCCUCAAUAAACUGACACUGAGGUCAAACAACAACUGAUUAAUCCUCCUGCUUUGCUACUUACAGUAGUAAAACUAGAGACAUGUUUAUAGUUCAUGCUGGGAAGUAUGCUAAGAGCCGACCAAUAUUUCUCAAAAAACGUAUUACGUCAUUGUAAUAAGCAUGGCUUGAUUAUAUGAGCUUGACUCAUUUUAAGCUCUGAAAUGGUUCUGACAGUAGGAACUAUAUUUGAGGAUGACUCAUUUAACCAGUGGUGGAAUGUAACUAAGUACAUUUACUCAAGUAUUGCUUACACUUUAGAUAAAAAACAAACAAUAUGUUUGUACUGUAUACUAUAUGAUAUGAUGUAGAGCUCUACUACUAAUUAUAGUAUAUAAUAAUUAUAGUAGUAGGUAACACAAAACACAUUAAAAUGCUCUAAGAUAUAUUUUUAGUGAUCAAAACAGAAUAAUAUAAUGUUCUAUAACAAUAUAACACUGUGGAAGAAACUGAUCUGUAUAAUGAGUACUUUUACUUCUCAUAUUUUAAGUACAUCUUGCUGAUAAUACUUAUCUACUUUUUUUAAGUAACAUUUUGAAUCCAGUACUGUAAUUUGUAAUUUAGUAUUUUUAGGUUAAGGCAUUUCUGGUCAAGUAAAUAUUUCGGUGCUUCUUCCACAUUUGAUA